CUGCACUCCGGCGAGAUGCGGGUGCCACUGGGCUAUCGGUUCCUAGUCCUGCAGUACAUCGAGGGCGCCGUGCCGCUGUCGGAAAUGCCGCAGCCGCUGCCCGAGGAGGUCUGCACCGCAGCAAGGCGCGCCCUGUGCGCCACUCACGCCGCCUGCCCGGGCCUGCUGCACGGCGACCUGCGGCUCGAGAACAUCCUGCUGCUGCCGCCGGUAGUCGCCGGGGGCGGUGGGGGCGGUGGGGGUGGCGGUGGCAGUUGCAAUGGCGGCGGCGACGCGGCGGAGGCUGCCGGCGGGGGCGUGGCCGCAGCGGCAGCCCCAGCAGCAGGCGCCUGGGAUCCUCCUGCUCCUGCGCCUGCUUCUCUCGGGUGCCAUUGAAGUGCGACCUCGCCCAGUCUAUCACCAUGCAAUGCCGCUCCGCGCACGCGGCAGUUCUGCAAAGUGCGAAGCAGCUGGCUGCGGACCGUGGCUGUUGGGGACGGACUGGGUCGGACACAAUACGGUGCGCGCUGCGCAGCAGCUGGCGUAAGCAGGGUUAUAGUACGGAAGCAGGGCUAUAGCUGGUAAGCCGCCCGCAGGGGUGUAGCGCGAAGGCAGUAGGUGCCACGUAUGCUGCCAUUGAAGUUCGGUGGUCAGAUAGGGAGAGCGCUGGCAGGGGUUGCAGGAUGGCAGGAGUGGGAUAUCCCGAUUCCCAUGGCGUGGCCCGACCCCGUGGCCCGACCCCGUGCCAACAAACCUGCUGUUGUACGUUGCUACAAUUGUGCAAACGAAAAUAAAUACGGAAUGUCGCAGGGCGGCGACAGGUGCGGGAAUUUGCGAGUUGGCUAAACCAGCAGGUGCCCCAGGGGAUGGGGUCAACUGGGCCAGGCCACAAGUUCUGAAGAAGUGUUUGACGAGAGAAGUACAGUUGUUGCAAAGUUCGGCAUCAGGAUGGCCCCCAAGGUUUUGUUCCGUGGAAAUGUGGGUGGGAUUGCCGGGUUUCGUCUCCAUGCCCAGAAUGCCCCUCUCAACGCUCCGCCCAAUAGCACAAGCACUAGCACACAUCUGCAUGCAGAACGAUUGGCCUCUGGAUAGCGGCAGCUUACUUGUCCAGCGUAGCAGCGUAAAGCUCCACUUCAGCCCUUUCACUGGCGUCAUGGAGACUAAGUGAAAUCAUGCUAAUCUGUAACGGCAAAGGCCU
Molecule: messenger RNA, 1177 nt
Organism: Chlamydomonas reinhardtii
Lineage: Eukaryota; Viridiplantae; Chlorophyta; Chlorophyceae; Chlamydomonadales; Chlamydomonadaceae
Exons: 1
Coding region: 16-375 (119 amino acids)
Source: RefSeq, a predicted model, not a curated record